This is a messenger RNA of Lactuca sativa (garden lettuce), 1902 nucleotides long. RefSeq lists its product as uncharacterized. NCBI's taxonomy places the organism in Eukaryota, Viridiplantae, Streptophyta, Magnoliopsida, Asterales, Asteraceae. Gene Ontology annotation, molecular function: DNA helicase activity. Gene Ontology annotation, biological process: DNA repair; telomere maintenance. The record is from RefSeq and is a predicted model, not a curated record.
AUGGGCUGGGAAGCUCUGAAGGAGCUCAUGAUUGAAGAAGGUGAUGCGUUUAUCAGUGAUAGUACACUAAUAAAUUUGGAUGAACAUAACAAUUUCAAGGAAGCCAUGGCAGGCUCUGAAUCUGCCAAAUGGAAAGUGGCUAUGGACAGGGAGAUUCAAUCCAUGUUUUGGAAGCCUAGGGAAGUAGGAAAGUGCAUUGGUAGAAUUCAUUCGGUUUCACCUAAUCUAGAGGAAGCUUAUUUCUUAAGGAUUCUUUUAAAUAAAGUGAAAGGUCCAAGAUCAUUUGAAGAGAUUCGCACAGUAAAUGGUGAAGAAUGUUUGUCUUUUAGAGAUGCUUGUUAUGCUCUUGGGCUCUUGGAUGAUGACAAAGAAUACAUCGAUGCAAUUAAAGAAGCAAGUCAUUAUGGAUCUGGUUUUUAUCUACGAUUCGUAUUUGCCACAUUGUUGAUGUCUAACAGUAUGUCUAAACCAGAAGUUGUUUGGGAAAAUACAUGGAAGUAUUUGGCAGAUGGAAUUCUUUAUAAUCAACGACAGAGAUUAAAGUUAUCAGGCUUAACUCUUAGUGAAGAUCGGCUUAUGAACUUAACUCUGUACGAGAUAGAACAGAUUUUACUUCGUAACAACAACACUCUCAAAAAUUAUAAAAACAUGUCUUACCCGGACGUUGAUUCUGUUUCUUCUUCAAACAAUCGACUUAUCACCGAGGAGCUAAAUUAUGACAUUUCCAUUAUAAAGACUGAGUUUGACCGUAUGUUUCUUGCAUUAACAAAUGAGCAACGUGACAUUUUCCUUGAUAUCAUGGGUGCAGUUAAAAAAAAUAAAGGAGGUGUCUUCUUUGUUUAUGGUUAUGGUGGAACAGGUAAAACUUUUUUAUGGAAGACAAUAUCUACAGCAAUUAGAUGUGAUGGUCAUAUCGUUUUAAAUGUUGCUUCAAGUGGAAUUGCUUCGUUAUUAUUUCCCGGAGGUAGAACAGCCCACUUUCGAUUUAUAAUUCCAUUUGAACUUACUGAGGAUUUUUUAGAUGUAUUGAGGUCUGAAUAUUCUACCGAGUCGAAUAUUCCAUUUGGAGGGAAAGUUAUUGUUUUUGGAGGAGAUUUCAGACAAAUUUUGCCUGUUAUUCCGGGUGGCAGCAGACAAAACAUUGUUAAUGCUUCUUUAAGUUCUUCAUAUUUAUGGCAACAUUGCAAAAUCCAUAAGUUAACAAAAAACAUGAGGCUAACGGUUGGAAGGGAUCAGUCUGCUGUAGAAAAAAUAAGAGAUUUUGCAGAACGGCUAUUGGAUAUAGGAGAAGGCAAACUUGGUGGUCAGAAUGACGGUGAAACGGUUAUUGAUAUUCCGGAUGAUAUUCUCAUUAGUGAUUCAAAUGAUCCUAUAGGUUCAUUAAUUGAGUUUGUAUAUCCUUCGAUUUUGGAUAAUUACAACAAUACAAGUUAUUUUCAAGAAAGAGCAAUACUAGCUCCAAAGAAUGAAGUGGUUCAGGAAAUAAAUGAUCGUUUGCUAUUGAAGUUUCCAGGUGAUGAGGUUGAAUAUUUAAGUUCAGAUAAUUUAUACUCACCUGAUGUUUUAAAUGGUCUCAAAGUUUCGGGUCUACCAAAUCAUAAGUUAGUUUUAAAAAUCGGUGUUCCGAUUAUGUUACUAAGAAAUAUUCAUCAAAAAAAUGGCUUAUGUAAUGGAACAAGACUCCAAGUGAUAUCAUUGGGCAAACGUGUUAUCGAGGCACGUAUCUUAUCUGGAACUAAUAUUGGAAAUCGGACUUUUAUUCCAAGAAUGUCUUUAACGCCAUCAGAAAAAAAAUUCAUUCAAAUUCAAAAGAAGAUAGUUUCCAUUAGCUGGGAAGCUACCUAUCAUCAAAUAAUGGUCGAGAUGUUAAAAGGAAGUGAUAGAUUUGCUGGAAUCACUUGA